AGAGCUGGGUAUUGUCUAUUUUCCUGAGGGAUUUCAAGGGUGUGGUCCGUGGAUGGUGUUCGGACAGGGGAAGUUGUGCUAUAACGGAAAAACUCAGUGCGGUCUGGAUUCCGGUUCCGUUACAGGCACUGAUGAGGAGGCACUGGUAGGUGGCACUGAUGGGCAUUGGCAGGCAUCACUGAUGGGCACUGAAAGGCAGCACUCUCAUAUGACACUGCUAGGCGGCACUGAUAGCACUGAUAGGCGGCACUGACUGGCACUGAUUGACAGCACUGAUAGGUGGCACUGACUGGCAUUGAUAGGUGGCA
Molecule: messenger RNA, 308 nt
Organism: Staurois parvus
Lineage: Eukaryota; Metazoa; Chordata; Amphibia; Anura; Ranidae
Source: the annotation of a GenBank genome assembly